Messenger RNA from Pararge aegeria (speckled wood butterfly), 2006 nucleotides. RefSeq lists its product as uncharacterized. The transcript has a single exon. The coding region runs from base 83 to 1642 and encodes 519 amino acids. NCBI's taxonomy places the organism in Eukaryota, Metazoa, Arthropoda, Insecta, Lepidoptera, Nymphalidae. The record is from RefSeq and is a predicted model, not a curated record.
UUUUGAAAUAAAGUAAAACAAAAUAUGCAACUCAGAUUAGGUAAUAAUCUUAAACUUGUUUAAAAUAAACAAUAGGUUUGCCAUGGCGUUUUAUAGGAAUAUAUUUUUAAUUUAUUUUUCAGCGCAAGUUAUUUUAGCCUACAACGUAUAUUGUACUCGAGCAUUUAAUAUGUCCAGCAUAAAGGGCAAUCUACCUGAUCUCUCAGUAAUUUCUAGAAUAUUUUAUGAUUUUUUAGGACCAGUGAUGAGAUCUUUUUCUGGAAAUAAGCUGAAAAUUAAUAAUUAUAAAGAGUCAUUAGUACAUAUAGCGAUUAAUAAGAAAAUUGAAGAAUUAAAACCUUUUCUACAAGACAGUGACGUAAUAUCAAAUGAAGAAAAGUUUACGUUAGAAGAUCACGACGACACGACGAUAAUAGAAUUUUUGCCUAAAACAGAAGAACACAACCAAAAGACCGAAGACGAUUCAUUCAAAAGUAAUCUUAAGGAUUACAAAAAACUAAAAGAGAAGAUAAAUAAAGCUCUAACAAAGGAAGCGGUUUCAAUGAAAACAAAAGACCUCGUAGUAAAAACCUUGGAUGGUUUAAUAAAGUCUUUACUUAGAAGUCAAUGUAAAUGGAAAAGAAAUCUUCGAGCUGUGAAAUCCGAAAACCCCUCGGACAUAGCAAGAAAAUGGAACAGUGGCUUGCAGAGAAUUAAAGAAGUUAUUCUCGACUUUGUUAAAAACAAAUCGGUUAAUUCGAGACGAAACGAUGACGUUCUGAACAUUUUAAAUGCUAUUCUAAUUAUGUUUAGAAGUGUUUCAGAGAACGUUGAUAUUAUUUCCAAAAAUUAUAGAAUUCUAUGCGAUUUUAUACCAAAAGAAAGUAACAACUAUGUUGUGAAAUCUGAAGAAACGAACGCAGGUGCUUUAAGAAAUAAUUGGGACAAAACCGACCUUGAGGAGGUCCGCUGUCAUAUCGUCGUUUGUUCAGACGAGCUGAAAGAAUUUAUGAUAAAUUUUUAUCAAUCAUUAAAUGAAACAGCUGUAAGUGUGUUAAACAAUUACGUCGAAAUGUACACGAAGGACGUGAACGCAGACAACGAAAGCGAAAAAAAAGUAAUAAUAUCUCUUCUUAAUAAUAUUUCCAGAAAUCUUGAGAAAGAUAUCUCUAAAGUAUUUGUAAAAGAAACAAAAGAGCUGGGGCUUCAUGAAGGAAAAAAUAAUCAGGCUAAUAUAAAAGCUAUGUCUAGUUAUGUCAUAAAUACUAUUAAAAGCGUCAAAUAUUUUGCGAAACAGCUGUUAAAAUCGGAGUUGCUUGUUUUAAGAGAAAAUAUAUUUUCGAUUAUAUUUGAUGAUUUAAAUGUCAAUUUGGAUGUCGAUUUGGGGAAUUUGGAAAGAGAUUUCUUAAGUAAAAUCUGUACAACGUUUCGUUUCUGCAACGGCAGAUAUAGAGGUAGGAGGCAAGGCUCAAAUAAUCUUAAUAAAAACAAUCUAUACGUUCAAUUAAAAUUAACUUUUGACGAAGAUAUUACGAACAGUUAUAGGAAAUUUUUAAACUUAGCGUCUUCUAAAUACAGUCAUUUCAUCCAAGUAAAGAGUUCCAAGACAAAUUUUAUUGCGACGAGAACUACUCUGAUGAAUAAUGUUAAUAAUCACAAGUGACUAUGAGAAUAAUGUAAAUAUAGCUUAAUAUCUAUAAUUCGAUUUCGUAAUGAAAGUCAUACCGAGGUUCGAUGAAGUCCUCUUCACAAUAAUCAUGUAUGGGCCCAGUAAAUUACCCUUACUGGCUUUGGUAAUAAAGGUAUAAUCGAAUACCUGACGGUGUAUAGGAUAAGGACUUCCUAAGUCAACUUUCCCAAGAUAUCAAAGGCGUCGAAACUCUCUGUAUACGGUGGCAUUAUUACCUUGCGGAAGUUGUAAUUUAUUGCUCUGCUUAAAAUAAAAUAAUAAAAUAAACAAUAAAGAACUGUUGCUAUAUGUCAAAUUACUUUUUCAAAUUCAUUUAUUUCAAGUAGACCUUACUGUA